AUGGCUUUCUGUCUUCAUGAAGGUUUUUUCAAAGUUCAGACUAUCAUCUCUGUUGUGCUGUAUAUAAAUCUUAUACUGCAGGAAUCAUGCACCAAUCAGACUCCUGAAGAAUGUCUUGAAACUCUUCUUGAGCAGAUAGACAAGAUCACAGCUGAAGUGCUUCCUUUGAAUACAGUGACCAGCCUUUUAAACACGGUCCUCGAUGCUACAAAGGAAAUUCUAGAAUCACCACAAUCAGCCAGUCAAGCUGAAUUUGCCUACUAUGGAAACAGAGUUUUAAAAACCAGCGAGAAACUCAUAUCUACAUUGGUGAAGCCGACAAAAACAAGUGCUAACGUCAGUUUUACUCUUAGUUCUCUAGAGGGACGAGUCUUCAUGGUUGGACCACAUGUCACUUUCGAUGAGAUCCCUCCACUAAUGACAUCAAAUUCCUCUGUUGACAUUGAUCUUGUUGGCAUUGCCAAGAACAACACUGAAAAAUCAGCUGCUGUGGGUUUUAUGAGCUACGCCACAAUGGAGAAUCUACUGAGAGCUGACUUCUUCAACACAACAAACAACACGAUUAACACCAUGAUGUCCACUGUGAUCUCGGUUACUCUUCCCAAGACCACCAACAAGGAACUCACCAAACCAGUCAACUUCACCUUCAGACACAUCAGAGGGUUUGACCCAAGCGGUUCUCUGUCCUGUGUCUACUGGAAUAGCACUGAGUGGAUUGUAGAUGGUUGUUCUGUAUUGAACACCAACAGCAACUUCACUGUGUGUUCCUGUGUUCAUCUGUCCACGUUCGCUCUCAUCAUGCAAACAAGCCGUCGUCCUCCAAAGAGCAACUCAAUGCUGGAUCUGCUGAAUUUGAUGUGUGUGAUUGUGGGGCUGCUGUUCUUCAUUUUGGCACUGUUGACCUUUGCUCUUUGUCAAUGGAGUCCUGGAGUGAAUAAUGUGGCUCGAAUCAACAUCUGCAUCAGUCUGCUGUUGGCUCACUUUCUGUUCCUGCUCACACAACUGUUACUGAAGCGCAUUCACCCCAAGCAGGUGUUGUGUAAGGUGAUGGCCGGCCUUCUGCACUUCCUCUUUCUCUCCGGCUUUGUGUGGAUGUUCAUUGAAGCUGUGCUGCUCUUCAUUUGUGUGAAGAACCUAUCACAGAUCAGCUCCAAAAAGAGGGAGGUGCUUAACAGUGGAUUCCUGUGUGUGAUUGGAUAUGUAGUUGCUCUGAUUGUGGUGGGUGUGUCUGCAGCAGUGGUUCCUAACGGCUACGGCAGUGAACGAUGCUGGAUUAAAACGGAUGAAGGCUUCAUCUGGAGUUUUCUGGGGCCUGUUUGCGUCAUACUAUCUUUGAACGUGAUUCUCUUCAUCAUCAUCGGCUUCAGUCUGAACUCCGCUCUCAUGAAACUGAACACUGAAGUUUCACAAUUGAAACAAACCAGGAUCAUGGUGUUUAAAACACUGAGUCAAUUUGUGGUUCUUGGUUGCUCGUGGAUUCUGGGUUUCUUCACUGAGAGCAGUGAGGUGCUGGAGAUCAUCUUCCUGAUAUUGAACUCCCAGCAGGGAACCUUCAUCUUCCUAAUCUACUGUUUCUUCAAUAAUGAGAUCAGACAGCAGUACUGGAAGUGCUUCACAUGUCUUUGCUCUGGACGCAAGGCCAAUAAAGACACUAAAAAUGCUAAGGACUAA
This is a messenger RNA of Danio aesculapii, 1671 nucleotides long. Its product is annotated as adhesion G protein-coupled receptor E3-like. The record is from RefSeq and is a predicted model, not a curated record. Gene Ontology annotation, molecular function: G protein-coupled receptor activity. Bases 1 to 1671 code for a protein of 556 amino acids. Gene Ontology annotation, cellular component: membrane. The transcript is spliced from 14 exons. Gene Ontology annotation, biological process: cell surface receptor signaling pathway; adenylate cyclase-activating G protein-coupled receptor signaling pathway. Lineage: Eukaryota; Metazoa; Chordata; Actinopteri; Cypriniformes; Danionidae.